Colletotrichum higginsianum IMI 349063 is the source of this 2826-nucleotide messenger RNA. RefSeq names its product 2OG-Fe(II) oxygenase. The record is from RefSeq and is a predicted model, not a curated record. Bases 1 to 2826 code for a protein of 941 amino acids. Lineage: Eukaryota; Fungi; Ascomycota; Sordariomycetes; Glomerellales; Glomerellaceae. The transcript has 4 exons.
AUGGCCAUGAGCACCUCCUUUCCCACGUCAGCCAACACAGGGGACGAGCCGAGCGGCAUCGAAUAUGAAGACUGGAAGAACACGCUCUUGCAGUGCUUGGAAGGCAUCGGAUCCUUCUACGAAAUCGCCUCCUCCUCACGAUACACUAUGUUUCCUAAUCCGGGGUUGGAAAUAGAAGGGCAUCCUGCCUUCCCGCUCCCGUUGACUUCUGCCCAUGCGCAACUGAUUAAGAAUGCAUGCAGGCCGGCCUCAUCCGGUAGGGAGGCCAACACUCCCUUCGACACCCCAGUGCAGAACAUCUGGGAGCUCAAUCGCAGACAGUUCAAGUUGCUAAACCCUGAAUGGGACGCCUUUCUCAAGGAAGUGGCUACCGAGGCCGCACACAGCCUUGGAUUGACGGAUAUUGGUCUGAUGCUUCACAAGCUGCUCCUCCACGAGAAAGGUUUUUCAUCCCAGAACUACGGAGACACCGAAGAGUCUCCUGGAAUGAUCGGCACACUGUUUAUCUGUCUGCCAUCGGAACACUUGGGUGGAGACGUCCAUAUCAGUUUCGGUCCCGACAAGCACCAUUUUAUCACGGCUCCGACCUCCAAAUACGACUUGACCGCGUUGGCGUGGUACUCGGACGUCUCGCAUAAGACCAAGGAGAUAAAAUCGGGCUAUCGCUUGGCUCUUACAUACAGCAUAUUCCAGCGCGGGUCUGAUAAGAAGUCUGCCGCGCUCGUGGGACAGCAAACCCAUAUGAUCAGAAAACAUCUGCUUGAGUGGCAGACGAGGUUCCCCGACACGGAGACGCUCAUCCGCCCUCUCGAUCACAGUUAUUCCGAGGCUGAGUUAUCAAUCAGCCACAUGAAAGGCUACGAUCGGGAUGUUUGCAGGACUCUACAUAGUGUUGCAUCCGAAUGCGGCGUCUAUCUGUUUUUCGCACACUUGAGACCUGUCAACCCUGGUCCAGGUCGACAUGGAUAUAACGUAGACGAGAGGGAUACGCACGCUAUUCAUAGAACUAUGUAUUCUCCUAACGGCAAACCGAUUGGCUUUGGGUACACGCCAAAACCUGAAGAAAUGUUGGAUCUGGAAGGUGACCUCGACAACGACGACGAAAGGAGUUUCACUGAAGAAGAGGACGUUGAGGACGCCUCCGAUUAUUACAGAACGGCUGCGUUUCUUGUCAAGAAGAAAAGCGUGCAUCGUUACAUGAGCCACAUCAGCCCAAAUAGCCCGAGCGGGUACUCGUUUGCAAACACCAAUACGGAGAACAUGGUAGAGAUGGUCGUCGAUGACAUGCGCGACUUCAUGAAGAAUCAGGAUAUGGGCGAACACGCGAGGCCCCCAAUACUCGAAGUUUUGCGAAAGGCUCUCGGCCCCAACGAGAGCUCGCGGGCACUCACUCCUGUUGUCGUAAAAUGGGCUCUCAAGUUGAAGAACAUGGGUCUUUAUCAAAGUGCAAUGAUGGCAGCAGCGAAAAGUGGCAUUGAAGAUAUCCUUGAGAGCGCAAUCAAGACAGCAUGUGGCUUCGUCGAGCAUCAUUUCGGCGACGUCCCAGGGCAUAUUGAUUGGGAUAAAUGGAUGGAAAACGUUGCACCUAUGGACACUGUUAUAGAUGUGCACGUUACCAUACAAAACUUUACCUCCGCAUUCAAGAAAGAUGCAGUCAGAGACUCAUUUUUCAAGUGGGGAGACUCCAAGUUAACUGACAAACUUGACACCCAAGCCAGCUUUGAGAUCAGUGAAUUGCCCUUCUUCAUUGUGAUCUUGGGGGGAAAGCACAGCAAAAGGGACUGGCUGAAGGCACGUUUGAUAACGGCGUUAGCCUCUAGCGGCACCCGCGAACUUCUUUAUGGUGUCCUCAAUACCGUGUUAUUCUGGCGGAGCCAUGAGGAAUGCCCUGUUGCGGAGCUGUUGUUCGAACAGGUUUUUAAUCGCAGCUUUGGGAGACUGCUGCUUCAUGGCGCAGAUUUGCGACCAAAGCCAGCCGGACCUGGUUCAUUGACAUGUGGACCACCAACUCGUUGCAUACCGCCUUGCCGGGGACCGCUUAAGGACUUUGCGAAGAUCGUGGGCCAAAUUAUGCACCUAGGGCUCGCUAGUGAAGGAAUCGAGCUGCUGGAAGCAAGUUGCGACAGUAUUCUGCGGACAAAGGCCACAUGGUGUCACAAAAAGCUUGGCGGAGACGUUACUACAGAACUCAUCGUUCCUCUCAUCAAAAUCUUCAAGGAGCACAACAUCCCAGUCACACAAGGAGCCAAGAGCUUGUUCGAGGUUGUCCUGCGCGAGGGGCUCUACGAGAACAUCCCACCGAACCCUCCGGAGCCCCGGAGAUGGGCCCAUAGAUCCCGUACGUGCUCCAAAGGCCGCGACGGGCAAGGCCCCAACUGCCGUGAUUGCGAGGCGAUGGACGCGUUUCUCAUCGCACCAGACCAGCGAGUAUGGAAGUACCAAGCGGAGAAACCGAUACACGACCACCUCAAGAGUCAGCUUCGGGCCGGCGGGGACGGCAGCGAUGGAGCACGGUAUUUCAACAUCAGCACCGAGAGAACGCAGCGGGCCCAUACCAUGGUCGUGGAGAAGACGGGCCGAGAGUUCUUGGACGAGGUGGAGUCGUGGAAAGAGAGCGUUUGGGCCCUCGAAGCUCGACUCGCGCCACUGCGGGAUGAGAUGGUGGCCGGCAUGCUGGGCUCCAGAGCCUAUCGAGAGCUCGUCCUAGUCGAAGAUCUGCGGGCGCAAAUAGUAACCUCCGGCUCUUCUAUCACGGCUGGGGUGAAGCGAGAGGUGGAUGGUUCUGCAAUCCCAGAGCUUUACAGCGUCAAAAGAGCUCGACUGUGA